Molecule: messenger RNA, 420 nt
Organism: Lampris incognitus (smalleye Pacific opah)
Lineage: Eukaryota; Metazoa; Chordata; Actinopteri; Lampriformes; Lampridae
Exons: 3
Coding region: 1-420 (139 amino acids)
Biological process (GO): signal transduction
Molecular function (GO): protein binding
Source: RefSeq, a predicted model, not a curated record
AUGCCCAAUCAAGCACAAGAGGAUGCUGUGAUAAACAUCAAGACAGUGCAGGAGAUUUCCCAGGAACUUGGCUUUGAGUGGGCAGUUCUGGCUUACGAACUCGGCUUCAACAGAGCUGAAACCAGUCAGUUCCACAUCAAAUCUACAGAGAAGAAGGUUCAGGCCAGGACCAUGUUGGAGUGCUGGUACGAGAGAUCAUGGGAUAAGCCCAAUAAGACCAAGUUGCUGCAGGAUGCUCUGGAGCGUGCAGGCCAGUGUGACCUGGCUGAGAGACUGCACUGCCUCCACUGGGGACACCAGAAACUGAGCCAUCAGGUCGAGCUGCCCUCUGCCUUUCCCUUCCUCAUCACCGUCCACAAGACCAUCCGCAACCCCGAGGGCUUACGGAAGAUAAACAACCUCAAAUGUAGAUACACCUGA